This is a messenger RNA of Malus domestica (apple), 849 nucleotides long. RefSeq names its product aluminum-activated malate transporter 10-like. Gene Ontology annotation, biological process: malate transport. NCBI's taxonomy places the organism in Eukaryota, Viridiplantae, Streptophyta, Magnoliopsida, Rosales, Rosaceae. Gene Ontology annotation, cellular component: plant-type vacuole membrane. The record is from RefSeq and is a predicted model, not a curated record.
AUGGCUCAGGAGAAGGAAGCGAUUGGCGCAAUGGAGUGGAAGAUAAAAAUGGCUGGCGGGUCAUCUGAAAGUUUGGCUCCCACCAGAGCACGAGGGUGCCCCGGCAUAGCCUGGCUUGCUUUAAAGGGUCUGGUGGUAGGAUUGGUUAUGAAAGUAUGGAACUUUCUGAAGAAAGCUUGGGACAUGGGACACAAUGAGCCUAGAAAGGUGAUCCAUUGCCUCAAAGUUGGGGUGGCCCUCACAGUUGUUUCACUCUUUUACGCCAUGAGACCUCUAUAUAAAGAUGUGGGAGGAAAUGCCAUAUGGGCAGUUAUGACAGUUGUGGUUGUCUUUGAAAAUACCGUUGGUGCAACAUUAAGUAAAAGUAUGAACAGGAUUUUUGGAACAUUUCUUGCUGGAUUUCUUGCCAUCGGCAUCCAUUGUAUUGCGGAUCGAUUCGGGAAAGAUAUUGAGCAUUUCAUCACUGGAUUUUCAGUUUUCUUAUUAGCUUCUGCAGCAACCUUCUCGAGAUUUAUACCCUCGGUGAAAGCCCGAUUUGAUUACGGUGCCAUGAUCUUCAUCCUCACAUUCAGCUUAAUUUCGGUGUCGGGUUACCAGGUGGAUCAGUUAUUCGACCUGGCCAAACAUAGAAUGUCGACUAUCAUCAUUGGAACUUCCUUGUGCAUUGUCAUAACCAUGAUCAUUUGCCCCAUUUGGGCUGGGGAGGAACUCUACAUGCUCAUCACUCGGAACAUGGAAACGCUUGCCAAUUCCUUAGACGGUACAAAAUUUAAUCCAAUCCCAACAAGUUUAGGACAAUUUAAUCCCAACUUGUGUAGUUGUCCCAGGACAAUUUUGCUGACAGUAUAA